AUGAAGAGUCCCAAGAGCCUCCUCUCCCGCCUCACCCCAUUCCUGGCUCAACCAGCUUUCUCUCGGGCUGCAUCCGGCUUGCUCGAUGUCUGUCAUGACUUGUCCAUUGACUACAACGGUGGCGUGCUGUCCGGAAUAUGCCACGGCACCGGAGAUCCCAAGCUGACCUCGGUCGACCUCAACCGGUGUCUGGGAUGGGGCCCUAGAAAGGCCAACCUUGGCCUGGGCGGACGCGCAUGGGGGCUGGCCCCUGCACAAGAUGCCGCCUCCGCCAGCCAUUGCAGACUAUGCUCUAUUGUCAACAAGGACGAGCGCGACCAGGGCGUCGCCCACCUGCUCUGCGACUGCGACCUCAAUGGCUCGGAUGCCAGACCGGAAGGGUACUCUCUUGACCUUGGAGGCUUGGUGGCCGUCACUGAAGAGGGCUGCCUCGAAUGCUUGGGUGUCACUGGUGAUUGUGCCCGCCAGGCUCCAUCUCCGACCAUCCUUGACUCUUCGGCCGAACAGGGCCUUGGUGGAGGAGCAGCAGACUUGAUCGGGCUCAGAGAGCGGGCAAUACCUUGUGAAGACUCCAUCCAAAACUACAAGCGCCUGCUCCCACCCACUUAUCCAAACACGACCCACUACAGAUGCAGGCAAGACCACGCGCUCUGCUGCUACCAGAAGCCGGCAAGAGGCUCGAGAUUCAACACAUACUUCGAAGCCUUUCAACUCAUCAGAGGCAGAAAUUGCGUCUACAGACUCCAUUUCGUGAUCGACAGACAAAGCUUGGAGAUCACAGGCAAGCUGAGCUGGGUAGCCCAAUUCUGCGACCCGACUCAAACCAAUGAUUGGGGUGAAUGCGAAGGGGAAACGCAGCUCGACGAGGUCCCCGACCUGCCCGAGGACUACAAUGGCCGGAAUUCCCUCGAGGAUUCAGAAGAGCUUGUGUAUGACGAUGAUGAUGAUGAUGACAGCAGUGAGCAUGGAACAAAGUAA
Molecule: messenger RNA, 978 nt
Organism: Diaporthe batatas
Lineage: Eukaryota; Fungi; Ascomycota; Sordariomycetes; Diaporthales; Diaporthaceae
Exons: 3
Coding region: 1-978 (325 amino acids)
Source: RefSeq, a predicted model, not a curated record